Brassica oleracea var. oleracea is the source of this 1269-nucleotide messenger RNA. RefSeq names its product NAC domain-containing protein 30-like. Gene Ontology annotation, biological process: regulation of DNA-templated transcription. Lineage: Eukaryota; Viridiplantae; Streptophyta; Magnoliopsida; Brassicales; Brassicaceae. Gene Ontology annotation, molecular function: DNA binding. Bases 268 to 1251 code for a protein of 327 amino acids. The transcript is spliced from 4 exons. The record is from RefSeq and is a predicted model, not a curated record.
AAGCAUAUUCACAUCAUAAACACCUAUAUAUAUAACUCUAAUAUUUCUAGAUGGUUCAUCUACAUGUGAUCUAAUUAAUCAAAAGCCAACUCUUGAUUCUUGUUUUGUUAUAUAAACACUCUCAUCCGAUCCACAACAGAGGAUUCAAACUCUCGUCUCCUUCUUCCUUCUGCUACCCCGCUUAGAUCAUCGUCCUUCUGGAAAUCGCGUACAAACACAUUAUUCUUCACAAUCCCUUCGUCCAAUCUAAAUUAUCCUAUCAUUUGGAUGGACAACAUAAAGCAAUCGUGUGUGCCACCGGGAUUCCGAUUUCAUCCAACAGAGGAAGAGCUCGUUGGUUAUUACCUAGAUGGGAAGAUCAAUUCAAUUAAGAGUGCUUUAGAUGUCAUUGUAGACAUUGACCUCUACAAAAUGGAGCCAUGGGAUAUUCAAGCGAGAUGUAAACUAGGGUAUGAAGAGCAAAACGAGUGGUACUUCUUUAGCCACAAGGAUAGGAAGUACCCGACCGGGACUAGGACCAAUAGAGCAACGGCCGCCGGGUUCUGGAAGGCCACCGGUAGAGACAAGGCGGUACUUUCAAAGAAUAGUGUCGUAGGAAUGCGGAAGACACUUGUCUACUACAAAGGUCGAGCUCCUAAUGGAAGAAAAUCAGAUUGGAUCAUGCACGAAUACCGCCUCCAAAACUCCGAGCUUGCCCCGGUUCAGGAGGAAGGUUGGGUGGUGUGUCGAGCAUUUAGGAAGCCGAUUCCAAACCAGAGGCCAUUAGGGUACGAGCCAUGGCAGAACCAGCUCUACCACGUUGAUAAUAAAAAUUACUACUCAUCUUCAGCGACAAUGAACACGAGUCACCAUAUCGGUGCCUCUUCAUCGAGCCAAAACCUUAACCAAAUGGUCAUGAGUAAUAAUCACUACAAUGCCAAUAAUCCAUCCUCAACGAUAUAUCAAUAUGGCAAUAUCGAGCUCCCACAGCUAGACAGUCCUAGCUUGUCGCCAAGUCUAGGGACGAAUAAAGAUCAGAACGAGAGUUUGGAGCAAGAAGAAGAGAAGAGCUUCAACUAUGUGGACUGGAGAACACUAGGUAGCUUGCUUGAGAUACAAGCCACACAUCCACAAAACCCUAAUGUCCUUGUGUCUUCGUUAGCAACGCAGUCUUAUAACCCGGAACAGAGCUUCCCUUCCAUGCAUCAAAACUAUAAUUAUGAGGUCGAAGCUAAUAUUCAUCAUCCAUUUGGAUGCUUCCCUGACUCCUAAUUUUUUUAAAAAGAAACU